AUCUGUCUGAGCAGGAAGUCCAGGGAAGGGGACCCAGGAAGUGACAUCACCUCCAAAAGAUGACAGGGCACACAUCACCUCGGAACCCUGGUCCCCAGGCAGUUGGUUCUGAACCAAACCUGACCCAGCUCACUUGCCUGGUGGGCCUGGACCCGGCACCAUGUUUUCUUGCUGUUUGCCCAGGUCUCCCUGCAGUGGACCCAAAAAUUUCCCUGAAACUCGUGUCGCACUCUGCUGAAAGGCAUGAGGAGCCUGUGUCGACGUCUCUGGCCAGCACCAGCACUGCCCCUGAGGAAACUAGGGGUCCCUCGGGACAGAGGGUGUUCUGUGUCCAGGAAGGUGAAGAGAUCCAGAGAGUACAUUUCCCCAACUGUCCUCCCACAGCCCAGUGUGGGAUCUGUCCCAGCACAGAGCCCAGGUUGAAGUGCACCCGCAAUUUGAGAUUGGGGCACAUGUCCAAAGGAACUGGCUGGAGUACACAAAGCCCCUGGAGGAGCUGUCCGAGGCCCCUUCUCAAGGAGCACAGCCAGGCUUCCCUGCUGCCCAUGGGACAGGCCAGGAGACCAGCCAAGUUGCUGAUUGGAGACAAGCAGACACUAGGGGUCCUGAAGGGACAGGAGAAGCCGCUCCUGCAUAUGCUGUUCCAGAGCAACAGGAGAGCCCAGCAGGCCUGCUGGGUCAGACAGACAAUGCCCAGGGACGUGACUUCCAUGACCGUCCUUGGACAACCUGCUGACCAUGCUGCAGGCAACACUUGGCUGGAACCUGCUGCCUGCAUGGGGCAGUCCCGCUGCCAGUGCACAUGGCGGGGAGCCUAGCGGCAGCUGGCUUUUGCUCUCCUCCCCCACCCAUGCACCCUGGGCUCUUGAAACAGAAGAGGAUGUUCUCCAGACCACGGACCAGGUAUGUAUUUCCAAUUUGGAAUUGUUUGCUUUUGUCAAAUCAGUCACUCUUUGGCCGACCUGCAAAAGCUGUUUUCUUCUCAGGGUUUCUGUUUUUGUUCACCUAUGAAAUGAAGGAGCUGGUCUGACUUAAAUCACCUGGGGUGAUAUAACCCAAACAGGAAAACAGGUGCUGUAGCAGACAGUGUUCAGGGCUCUGGUCUAAAGAAUGCCCGUCCCUUGGCUUUUUCAUAGAGAGCAUGUUUUUCAAAAGCACAUGCCUGGUGCAACAAGUUUCAUCACCUCUACCUCACUGAGUGGCACU
Messenger RNA from Talpa occidentalis (Iberian mole), 1206 nucleotides. RefSeq lists its product as uncharacterized. The transcript has 4 exons. Lineage: Eukaryota; Metazoa; Chordata; Mammalia; Eulipotyphla; Talpidae. The record is from RefSeq and is a predicted model, not a curated record. The coding region runs from base 60 to 818 and encodes 252 amino acids.